Radiomyces spectabilis is the source of this 2069-nucleotide messenger RNA. RefSeq lists its product as uncharacterized. The transcript has 8 exons. The record is from RefSeq and is a predicted model, not a curated record. Gene Ontology annotation, biological process: phosphatidylinositol metabolic process. The coding region runs from base 61 to 1884 and encodes 607 amino acids. NCBI's taxonomy places the organism in Eukaryota, Fungi, Mucoromycota, Mucoromycetes, Mucorales, Radiomycetaceae. Gene Ontology annotation, molecular function: phosphatidylinositol kinase activity.
CCUCUUUUCUUUCCUUCAUUUCUCUCUUCCUCUUUCUCUCCUUUCAAAAAAAAAACCAUCAUGUCGAUUUUACGACAGCAACCACCGCCAACCAGUUUUCCAGAGAAAAUGGCUAGUGUAGCCUCCAUCAAUGAUGGUUUAUACCCGGUCUCUUUAACCUCACCCCCCGCCGCGGACGGUAAACGACCUCAGCGCGACUCCGCUCAAAGUACGUCCAUGGAAGAACCUAUCACACCUGAUAAAGAGGUUAACGAAUGGCGAGAUCCACUCUAUCAUCCCGUCCCCACUCCCAAACGUUCCUUCACAACCUCGGUUGUAUCCGAAACUGAGUCCAACCUGACCGUCGAAACCGAACUGAAACGGCAUUCCACCAUUGAACGCCAUGACCCCGAUGAUUCGCACAUCCACACUUCUUCUUCAGGCACCCGAAAAUCCAGCAGUAUCCGAUCCUUGGGGCGUCAUAACACCACCGGUCACGCUUUCCAUGCAUCUGCCCAUAAACAAAUGCGCAUCUCGGAAGAGUUUGAAAAAGAAUUAUCGGCCCGACGAAAAGCGUUUCGCCGCCUGUCUCGACGACGACCUCACGACAACGAAGUGGACGAGGAUCGAGUGCUCAUAGGCACUCGCAUCGCCGAAGGACAUCAAAACUACGUUCUCAUGUACAACAUGCUGACAGGCAUCCGAAUUGCCGUUGGUCGAGUAUCGGCCAAAAUCGACCGUCCAUUGACAGACGAAGAUUUUACGGCUGCACAUAAACUGGCUUUUGAUGUGACAGGUGAUGAAUUAACGCCCGGUGCCAAGUAUGAUUUUAAAUUCAAGGACUAUGCUCCAUGGGUUUUCCGACAUUUGCGCGAAAAAUUCGGUAUUGAUCCUGCGGAUUACUUGAUUUCUUUGACGAGUAAAUAUAUUCUUUCCGAACUGGCUUCCGCAGGAAAAAGUGGCAGCUUUUUCUACUAUUCGCGCGAUUACCGAUUUAUCAUUAAAACCAUCCACCAUACGGAACAUAAAUUUAUGCGUAAAAUUCUAAAGCAAUACCAUGAUCACGUCAGUACGAAUCCAAAUACUUUACUCUGUCGAUACUACGGUUUGCAUCGUGUUAAAUUACCCCAUGGAAGAAAAAUUCACUUUGUGGUCAUGGGCAACGUGUUUCCACCCAAUAAAGACGUCCACGAGACAUAUGACCUUAAGGGCUCCACGGUGGGAAGAUUCCUGCCUGAAGAAGAAAUUCGAAAGAACCCGUAUGCUGUCAUGAAAGAUCUCAACUGGGUCAAGCGAGAAAAGAAAUUGCAGCUGGGUCCUCGAAAACGUAAAAUGUUUAUCAGCCAACUGAUCCGCGAUGUCAAGCUUUUGAUUCGUUUGAAUAUUAUGGAUUACAGUUUGCUUAUCGGUGUGCAUGACAUGUUGCGCGGUAACAAAGACAACGUGCGCGAUUCCACAUUGCACUUUUUCCAGCCCGAUACCAAACGUGUAGAACGAAGAGCGACUCUCAAAAUGCAUCGUCAAAGCAAAGCGCAAGUGGUACGCAAAGCCAUUGCCCAGGCGAAUCCCGAUCCAAUGGAUGUUUCAGAGCUGCCAGAAGAUCCCUUUGAAGAGCGUCGCAACUGCGUGUUUUAUUCAGACGAUGGUGGGUUCCAAGCAACGGACGAGCAAGACCGUCCAUCAGCGAUGCUGUAUUUCAUGGGCAUUAUCGAUAUAUUGACGCCAUAUGAUAUGAAGAAAAAGUCGGAGCAUUUCUUCAAAUCGAUGACUCAGGACAAGAAUGCCAUUUCAUCCGUGCGACCGUCUCACUAUGGAGACCGAUUCAUGGGUUUCAUGGCGCAAACGUUGGAACACAGCGAAGACGUCCCUCAUGAAUAUCAACUCAGUAAUGAAGGUCGCCGCUAACGAAAAACAACCGGAAAAAAAAUACCUUGUAUUCUAGACUUUCGAUGCAUCCAUAUACACUUUUUUCUUAAUUCACUCAUAUCUUUUCAUCCCUCUUUCUCCCGUUUCCCUUUUUCUUACUCUUCCCAUCUAUACAUAUCCGCUUGGUUUUAUCUAUCAUACCCUAAAAUAAAAAGAAUUUGCGU